This is a messenger RNA of Actinia tenebrosa (Australian red waratah sea anemone), 1390 nucleotides long. RefSeq lists its product as uncharacterized. Lineage: Eukaryota; Metazoa; Cnidaria; Anthozoa; Actiniaria; Actiniidae. The record is from RefSeq and is a predicted model, not a curated record.
AUCAGCAUCUGAAGGAGAAGGAUUUUAUGAUAUGGCUUCAGAAUCUACAGCAAAUCGUGGCAAUCAAACAGAUUUGGACAUCCCAUGUUCUSACCAACUAUCAAUAAAAAUGUUAAAAACAAGGUGCCCUACUUCCAAAAAAGRAGAGAGGUUUUUCUCACAUCACACUGGAUUCAAAAACUACAUGCAGUUUAAGGAAUUUCUUGAAUUUGUAGUACCGGGAUUAAAAAKAGAAAACAUUGUAUACUGGGGAACAGACCAAGCACAAAAUAAUCGUAUAGAUACUUCAGCUUUGUUCAAGUCAAUACAGGAAACCAAGCAUUCAGAUUCUGAGGACAGURAAAGUGAUGAUAAUUCUAGUAGUGGAGAGUUGGAUGGUGAUACUGAAUAUGGAGGGAAUGGCAGAAGUGAAAAUAAGGCAAGAAAACACAAGUUAGAUCUGGAAGAUGAAUUUUUACUCUUCAUGAUGAGGCUUAAAUUAGGACUCACUGUCACUGAUUUGUCAUUUCGUUUUAACAUUGCUGAGGGAUCUGUAAGUAAUAUAAUAACAACAUGGUUAAAUUAUUUGUAUGUUCACUUAGGAGAGCUUAAGAUGUGGCCCCACAGAAAUAUUUUACUUAACAAUAUGCCCUCAGAUUUUAAAGAAAAAUACCCCAAUAAUAUCAUUAUCAUUGAUUGUACAGAACUCAAGAUAGAGACACCUUCACCUUUUGUAAAACAGUCACAGAGUUACUCAUCAUAUAAGAGUACUAAUACUUUAAAGAGCCUUGUGGGAGUUGAUGCCAAAGGAGGGUUUAUUUUUAUAUCACAGCUAUAUACUGGGUCUAYAUCUGACAAGCAAAUAGUAACAAGGUCUGGGUUUUUGAAUAUUCUAGAAAGGAAGUUAUCACUUAGGGAAAUAUUACCUAAUGACUCCAUAAUGGCUGAUAAAGGUUUUGACAUAGAGAGUGAAUUAAAGGGUAUUGGUUUGCAAUUAAAKAUACCACCAUUUUUGGGCUCAGAAGCUCAGUUUCAAGAGUCAGAUGUAUUAAAAACUCAAACAAUUGCUCAACAUAGAAUACAUGUAGGAAGAGCCAUAGGAAAAGUCAGGAGGUUUGGGAUUUUUUCAAAGCCAUUACCUAUAUCCUUACUUGGUACUGUUAACCAACUUUGGACAGUCUGCUGUGUAAUAAGUAACUUCAUGGACCCUAUUUUAGAGUAGCAGUCUAAUACCUGCCAUCCUGUUGUUAUACAAUGAAGCAAAAGUGGAGCCUACAACACACUGAUAUGACAAGUUCCUUAACUAAGGGAAUGAUGAACUAUUACAGGGAAUGGAAUGUGGUUUAAAUAGGUCGUAAUAGUUAUCAAGGUGUAAACCCCAUGUUUGAAAUAAAACUUUUAAAACUUUGAA